Megalops cyprinoides (Indo-Pacific tarpon) is the source of this 6043-nucleotide messenger RNA. It is a transcript of the gene crocc2, whose product is annotated as ciliary rootlet coiled-coil, rootletin family member 2. The transcript has 36 exons. NCBI's taxonomy places the organism in Eukaryota, Metazoa, Chordata, Actinopteri, Elopiformes, Megalopidae. Bases 10 to 5850 code for a protein of 1946 amino acids. The record is from RefSeq and is a predicted model, not a curated record.
UUUCCUAUAAUGAGUGCAGAAGGGGAUCAAGGCGAACAACCGCCGGGACUAGAGGCUGUGAUUCAGAAACUGGAGGAAUCUAUUUUGCACCCAGACAGCAGUGGGGAGGAAAAGAUUUUGACGUUGCGGGGUGAGGGGCAGGACUCUGGAGCAACAGCUGUCUCUGCUCGCAUCCGCCAGAUUAUCACCCGUAACCUAUCUGAGCAGCCUGCAGGUACUGGAGAUGGGAUCCCUGGAGUUUCCCUGCAGGAAGAAAACCAACUCCUCAAGGAGCUCCUGUCCCAGACUCGGAUGGACAGGGACCAGCUGUUGAUCAAACAGGCAGCUCUCACAGACAGGCUGGAGCGGAUGCUGGCGCUUCAGUCGCAGGACUCUGAUGGCGACGCUGCAUCCUCAGAGCAUCGCAGGCUGUUGGACGAAGAGCGAGCCUACAGGCACAAGCUGCAGGCCUUCCAGGAGGGCCAGCAGAGGCAGGCACAGCUGGUCCAGAAGCUGCAGGCCAAGGUGCUCCAGUACAAGAAGAGGUGUGGUGACCUGGAGGAGCAGGUGUUGGAGAAAACUGCAGAGUCAGAGAAGCUCAAACUCUCAUUGCAGGUCCACUUGGAUUCAUCGGCCAGCCGCCUGCGCCUGGCGGAGCAGGAGCAUAGCUCAGACCUUCAAAGCAAGCUCUCUCAGCUGGAGGAGGAACAGAAGAGGUGCGCUGGCCUCAGCCAAGUCAACGCCCUGCUCCGAGAGCAGCUGGAGCAAGCUGGUGUGACCAACCAUGCGCUGACGGAGAGCCUGCGCAAGGCCCGGGAGGAGGCUGACCGGAAAGAUGCCCGACUGCGCCAGGAGCAGGAGGCGUGUGCCUCCCGGCUGGGCCGCGAGCAAGCCCGCAUUCGAGCGCUGUGGCGCCAGGCUGCCUCUCUGCGGAACAGCUUCGCCCAGCUGAGGGCAUCCACUGACAGGAGUCUCUCUGAUAUGCGUGUGGAAUGUGUUAUCGUGAACCGCCGCCUUCACACAGUCUGUAUGAGCCUGGAGACGACCCUGCCACAGCAGAAUGCCCCCAAUGGAAUGGAGGUGUCUGCGCUGGAGAAGCAGCUAAGAGACAAGCUGAAGGAAGCCAUGCAAUUGCAGGGGUGCUGGGAUGCAGAGAAAGUAGAACUCAGCUCCAGGAUUCUGGAGCUGACCGACAUGGUGAAACAGCUGAGAGGGGAGAACAGUGAGAAGGAGGAGGGACUGGCCACCCUGAGAACCAGUCUGAGCAGGAUGGAGACCAGGGAGGCUGAGGACCGGUCUGAGAUGGUGGCGCUCCGCAGGGAGAUUGACAGCCUUCAGCAGAUCCUUCACAGUAUCACACAGCUGGCUCGUGGAGACAGUGACAACAGCGUCUCUGAAGGUGUUGCCGAGGGAGCAGAGUCCUGUCGCCUCUCCCCCUCCCCCUCCCCCACCCGUGCUGUCUCCCCUCGGCGCAGUCCCUCCCCUUCUCGCAGGGACAAUACCCUGAUGGUGGUGCAGAGCGCCCUAUCCCGGCGGCAGCUUCAAGUGCAGGAGCUGCGCAUGCGGCUUGAGGCAGGCCAGGAGCAGGCGAGUACACUGCGCAGACAGCUGCAGGUGGGGGAUGCCGAGCGGAGGGAGCUGGACCAAAAGGUCCAGGAGCUGAAGCAGGAGAGCCAGCAGGUCCAAAGGGUGCUGGAGGAGAGCCGCAGAGAUGGUCAGAGGUACCGCUCCUCACUGGAUACUGUUGCCAGUGAGAAGGGAAGCCUGGAGAAGCUGAUCCUCAGCCUCAACCAGCAGCUCAGCUCCCAGCAGGCCGAGCUAGAGCAGUUCAAGAGCUCCAGCCUGGACCUCCAGCGCCAGCGAGAGAUCGUGGAGCGGCAGCGCGAUGACCUGGAGAGGGAGCUGGAGCUCGCUCGUGCAGAGGUUGACAGAGGACAGAAGAGCCUAGCGCAGCUUGAGGGGCAACAUUCGAACCUGCGGAAGGAGCUGAUGGCAGUGAAGGAGGCUCUGAAUCAAGUUACUCUACAGAAGGAGGUGCUGGAGGAUGAGAAAGCCAGCUUAGUGCAUGCACUCAGCAAGGUGGAGUGUCAGAAUGCAGAGCAAGAGCUGGCCCUUGCCAAGCUGCACAGCGAGGAGGCGGGCCUCCGAGACUCCCUGGCCAAAAUGGGGGCCCUGAGUGAAGGGCUGGCCAAGGAUAAGGUGGAGCUCAGCCGCAUUCUGCUGCAGCUGGAGACGGAGAAAGUAGAACUGGGGGAACGCAGGCGGGAGGCAGAGCUGGAGAGGGCGGCGGCCCGGGAGGAGACGGCGCGGCUGGAGCAGAAGCUGCUGGACCUGUGUGCUGAGAAGCGAGCUCUGGAGGCCUCACAGAGCCAUCUGCAGGAGGCCCGGCAGAGCCUGGAGAGGGAACUGAGCCUGCUGCAAAGGGAGAAGGCCCAGGCCCUGGAGCAGCACGCACAGGCGAGCAGACAGAGGCAGGCCCUGUCGGAGCAGCUGGCUGUCAGCCGGAGGGAGGUAGAGAGCCAGGCCACAGCCCUCCAGAGAGGGGCCCGGGAGAGAGAGGAGCUAGCCAAGGACAAGGCCAGCUUGGGCGUCCAGCUGACAGCGGCUGAGCGCAAGGCCAGGGGACUGGCUCAGGAGCUGGCUGCUCUCAGGGCAGAGAAGGAAUCCUUGGAGACAGCGGUGUUCGAGGGCCAGGAGCUGGCCUCAGUGCUGGAAGGGGAGCGUGCCCAGCUUGAGGGGGAGCGGCAGAGCCUGCUGCAGGCUAACGAAGCCCUGACGUGUGAGGUGGCGCAGGCACGAGGGGAGGCCGAGCGCCAAGCCACGCGUGCAGAUUGUGAGAGGGAGCUUCUGGAGGGCAGGCUGGCGCAGGCAGAGAGGGACGCUCAGCUGUCCCUCAGUAAUAGCGAGCGCAGCCACCAGGAGCAGCUGGAAGCUGAGCGCAGGGACAAGGAGCAGCUGCGCGCAGAUCUGACUGUGCAGAGGGAGCUGGUGGAGCAGCAGCUGCGGCGGGAGUGCGAGGAGCUGCGCGCACGCGGACGGGCCGACCGGGAGCAGCUGCAGGAGGAGCUGGCCAGACUACAGCAGGACUGUGAUGACAGCCUCUUGCAGGCCGAGAGCCACAAGCAGCAGGCCCUGUCCCUGAAGGAGGCGGAGAAGGCUGUCCUAGCAGAAAAGCUGGUGGCAGCGCAGCAAGACCUGGCCGCCAUGGGCAUGGAGGUGGAGCGUGUGAAGAGAGAGGCCCUGAGCCGAGAGGAGCAGCACAAGGACACCGUUGCCAGCACGAGCUCUGAGCUGCAGGAGCUGCGUGCACGGUUCGAGGAGUCCCUGAGCUCGCAUGAGUCAGUGGUGCAGAACCUGACUGAGCAGGCAAAGGAGCAAGCCCAGCAGAAGGAGGCUGCACUCCAGGACGUAGUGAAAUUGCGGACGGAGCUGCAGGUGGCGGAGGAGGGGCGGGACGCCAGCCGGAGGGAGCUCAUCGAGGCACACCGGGAGCUCAGGGAGUGUGUGCAGGAACGGGACCUCCAGCGCAAGGAGGUGCUGGACCUGCAGAGGGCUCUGGGCGAUGAGACCCGAGACAAGGAAGCCAUCCUGCGCUCUAACCAGGAGCUAAGGGGCUCAGUAAAAAAAGGGGAGAGUGACCGAAACAGUCUGAGACGAGCCCUGGAGGAGAAGAAUCAGCGGCUGGCGGUUCUGGAGGAGUGCAAGUCCUCCCUCCAGCGGGAGGCAGUAGAGCUGAGGAGCAACCUGCGUGAGCUGGAGCGUUCGCGGCUUCAGGCACGCAGAGAGCUGCAGGAGCUUCGCCGACAGGUGAAAACUCUGGAAGGGGAGACGGCGCAGCGCAGUCAGGAGCUACAGGACCUGCAGGUGCGGGUGUGUCAGGAAGAGCAGCGAGAAGAGGAGUCCCGCCGUGAGGCCUUAAGCCUGAAGCAGAGGAUCCUGGAGGGCGAAGUGGGCCGAGAGGCUGCUCUGAAGGAGGCAGCUGGGCUGCAGCGCCGCGUGUCUGAGCUGGAAGGGGCGGGGCUGCAGCUGGAGGCGGAGCUGCAGAAGCAGGAGGCGGGGCUCCAGGAGAGCAAGCGGAAGCACAGGGAGGAUGUGGAACGACUGGAGAGGGCGCUGCAGGAGGCUGGCACCCAGCAGAGGGAGCUCACCCUGCGGGUCACCCUGGCCGAGGGCCGAGCACAGGGCCUGGAGGAGCAGCUCGGCCUGGCGGACGCAACACGUGGGGACCUCGAGCAGCGGCUGGCCAGCCUGUCCUCUGUGCUGCGCCGCACCCUGGGCAUCGGCCGCAUGCGCUCACUGUCUCCCUCGCGUGGGGAGGACUGGGAGAUUGAGCUGGACACAGUGCAGGCUGCACUUCGAGACUUCCUGCAGGAGCUGAGGGACACACAGAGAGACAGAGAUGAGGCUCAAGUGCAGGUGCUGAAUCUGUCCCGCCAGCUGGAUGAACUGCAGAACGCCCGAGACAAGCUGAGCAGCCAACUGCAGGAGCUACAGAAGACCCUGAGUGAACUGGGGGAAGGGAAGCGGGAGGUGGAGGAGCAGCUUGGAGGGGUGCAGGCCUCUCUGUCCCAGCAGGAGGAGGUGCUUCGGCAGGGGGACAGGGAAAGGAAGAGUCUUGCAGAGGAGGUCGCCACGCUAAGGUGUGGCCUGCAGACUGCUGAGGGAGACACCAGGACUCUGCAGGAGAAACUGGCGCGAGCAGAGGCCUCGGAAGGCCGGCUGGAGGCGGAGCGCCGGAGGCUGAAGGAGGCCCUGGAUGCGGCAGAGGCACGGGCCACCAGGCUGGAGCUGUCCCAGCGCACCCUGGAGGGCGAGCUGCAGCGCGCCCAGAUGGGGAUAGCGGAGGGAAAGGCGGAGGUGGGCUCGCUCCAGGAGCGGCUGGCGGGCCUGCGGAAGGAGCUGGGCGAGAGCGAGGACCGCACGGCCGCCCUGAGGGUCAGCAGUGAAAAGCUGAGCGCAGCUCUGGCCCGCGCUGAAGACGGGGAGGGUCAGCUGAGGGAGCAUGUCCAGAGCCUGUCCGCGUCCCUGAACGACAGCAGCGCCAACACCGCGGCUCUCCAGGAGCGCACCACGCAGCUGCAGAAAGCUCUGACUGCCAGCGAGCAGGACCGCAGGAUGCUCCAGGAGCGCCUGGACGCAGUGCGGAAGGGGCUGUCCGAGUGCAAGAAGCAGAACCACUUGCUAACGGAGCGGGCUCAGAGCCUGCAGAGGGCACAAGAGGAUGCAGAGCUGAGGGGCUGUGAACUGGAGAGCCAGGCCAGGGUGCUUCAGGAGGCAUUGAGACAGAGGCAAGCCGGCGAGCUGGAGGCAUUGGAGAGCUCCCGGAAGCUGCAGGAGGAGAAGGACGCCCUGCAGCAGAGGGUGGGCAGCCUGCAGGGCUCGCUUGAGAGGCUGGAGAGUGAGAGGGAUGAGCUGGAGCGGGCCCUGGCCAGGCUAGGCAAGGACAAGGCAUCACUGAGGAGGACUCUGGAUAAGGUGGAGCUGGAGAAGCUGAGGCAAGAGGAGCAGGCGGUGAGCGCAAGCCACGAGAGGGAGCAGCUGGAGCAGACGGUGCGCUGCUUGGAGCAGGAGUCAGCCGGGCUGCAGGCGGAGGUGGAGCAGCUGCAGGCUGAGAUCUCCCAGCUGGAGCGGUCCCAUUCGCAGCGUCUCCUGGAGGUAACUUCACGCCACCGCCAGGAGAUGGACCUGGAGAUGGAGCGUCUGCGGGGCACCCAGCAGCAGGCGGAGCAGGCCCUGGAAUCGCGCGAGAGAGCCCACCGCCAGAGGGUCAAAUGCCUGGAAGAUCAGGUGUGCACUCUGAAGGAGCAGCUGGAGCAGGAGAUGAGGAGGAGGCAGGCCUAUGUCAACCAGAUGCUGCGGCCGGGGGUGUAGCUUGGGGCACCGAGUGUGAUGAACCCCAGCCGCUGCCCUCGGCAUCAACCCCCUGCCUUCGUGUGUCACAAGCUGCAGCCCUGUUGCUCUCCAAUUUUAAUGUGGAAUCAAUCAGAUCCGCAUCCCCAGAACCAUGAUUCAGCAGCUUAAACAGUUUCAACAGGAAGAAAACAAAGCAAAAAAAAAAAAAAAA